Messenger RNA from Gadus chalcogrammus (walleye pollock), 1455 nucleotides. RefSeq names its product calcium/calmodulin-dependent protein kinase kinase 1, alpha b (gene camkk1b). Bases 1 to 1455 code for a protein of 484 amino acids. Gene Ontology annotation, molecular function: calmodulin binding; ATP binding; calcium/calmodulin-dependent protein kinase activity. Gene Ontology annotation, cellular component: cytoplasm. NCBI's taxonomy places the organism in Eukaryota, Metazoa, Chordata, Actinopteri, Gadiformes, Gadidae. The transcript is spliced from 16 exons. Gene Ontology annotation, biological process: protein phosphorylation; positive regulation of protein kinase activity; intracellular signal transduction. The record is from RefSeq and is a predicted model, not a curated record.
AUGAGCGCUGCGGAUCAUCCCAGUGCGGGCCGCGCCGAGCCUGACUCGGAAAACAGCGAGCUGGCCGACAUGGUGGCGGCCAUGAGCACCACCUCCAGCCACAUGACCCCGCCCAACGGCUACCGGAGCGGACAAAAUCGCACCACGCCCCACCGGCUCACCAUGUCCGACAGGAAGCUGUCCCUGCAGGAGCGGGGGUCCCGCGGCGCCAGGCAGCCCACCAUCGAGACCAAGCGCGUGUCCAUCACCGACGGCGAGGAUUGUGUCCAGCUCAACCAAUAUAAGCUGCAGUCGGAGAUUGGGAAGGGUUCGUACGGGGUGGUAAAAUUAGCCUACAAUGAGGAUGCGGAAAAGUUCUAUGCCAUGAAGGUGGUCUCAAAAAAGAAGAUGCUGAAGCAGUGUGGAUUUCUACGCCGCCCCCCUCCCCAGGGGUCUUGCUCCAAACCCCAGGAGCCUCUGCAGAGGGUGUACCAGGAGAUCGCUAUCCUGAAGAAGCUGGACCACCACAACAUCGUGAAGCUAGUGGAGGUGCUUGAUGAUCCCGGUGAAGACAACCUCCACAUGGCUUUCGAAUUGAUGACAAAGGGGGCGGUGAUGGACGUUCCCACUGAAACCCCCUUCACAGAAGAGCAGGCUCGCUUCUACUUCAGAGACGUUCUCCUCGGCAUAGAGUACUUGCACUACCAGAAGAUCAUCCACCGAGACAUCAAGCCGACCAACCUGUUGCUAGGGGAGGACGGCCACGUGAAGAUAGCGGACUUUGGCAUCAGCAACGUGUUCGAGGGCAGCGACGCGCGCCUCUCCAGCAUGGCGGGGACCCCGGCCUUCAUGGCCCCAGAGAUGAUGGCCGAGCUGGAGCAGGGAGCUGGCUUCAGUGGCAAGGCCUUAGAUGUGUGGGCGAUGGGCGUGACGUUAUAUUGUUUUGUGUACGGGAAGUGCCCUUUUUACCAUGAAUUCAUUGUUGAGCUGCACGUCAAAAUCAAGAAUGAACCAGUGUGUUUUCCACAAGAAACGACCCUAAGUGAGGACCUAAAGGAGCUCAUCCUAUUGAUGCUGGAUAAAAACCCUGAAACCAGAAUCACGAUUCCUCAAAUCAAGCUGCACCCGUGGAUGACCCAGCACGGUGCGGACCCCCUGCCCCUGGAGGAGGAGCACUGCACGGCGGUGGAGGUGACGGAGGAGGAGGUCCAGAACAGCAUCCGCCUUAUCCCCAGCCUCUCCGCCGUGAUCUUGGUGAAGUCCAUGCUGAGGAAGCGCUCCUUCGGGAACCCCUUCGACAGCCCCAGGAGCCGGGCCGAGCGUUCAAUGUCGGCCCCUGGUGGCCUGCUCACGGGCACUUGGGGUCUGCUGGGCUCCUCGAUGCACGUCCACCCCUGUGGGGUCCACAGGAGGGGCAGCAUCGACGGGGAGCUGGAGGAUCUCUAUGAGGACGACGCCAUCCCCGAGUCCAGCUAG